AUGAGCCGACAAUCCCCAAUACCUGCAGGGAGAGCUGCUAUCGCCGAUGAUGAUGACCCAGUCAUUCCACGUCGGCUCGAUCUAUCGCUGAAUCCGGAAGAUGGUUCCUUACUCACAGCUCCCCUGCUGAGCGUCCUCAUGGCAGUCACGGACAGUCUCUACUCGGACUUGUACCACAUGGCGCAAGGCGAAGUCGAUGUAACUUCUUCAUUACCAGUAACCGGAGCAGACGAUCCAGAAGAGUCGGAAGAUCAACCUCAACAACCUCAAGCAAGCAGCCUAAAAAAGGAAAGAAUGUCCAAUCUCAGUUUUGCGCAACGACGUCACGAAUUGUCGUGGAGAUUAAUGUCCCAUGGCAAAUCAUUGACGCAUGUGGCUGCGUUAACGGCUGCUGCGGCAUCGGCUGACUUGGCCACGGCUACCCAAGUAUCCACCAAAGCCUUGCAACACGCUCGGACUGCCUGGGUCCAAGCCGAUGAAGCUCAGGAUGCCCUCUUUUUCUUUCAUGCCCAACUGUUUCCAGCACGACAGGCCCCUCAUGAUGUCUAUGGAGCUUUGGAUUUGUUACUGAGAGGAAGUUGGCCGGACAUGCCCCAAGAUUUACAAUUGCUGGUGGAUCGAUACGAAAACUCGCAAGAAAAGUCCUGGCCUUCGAUGGAAACUGCAGAUCGGUGGCAUAUGGCGGUCCGCGAGAAAUUGUUGUUGGGCGAAAUGGGAUGGAUGAAACAAAAGGGCAUUCAAGUGCCCUGGAAGAUUUCGCUAAGAGGAGGAGUGGUCCGCUUGACGCACGGAACCCCCAAAGCAAUUGUGGUGGACGGAGAACGCAAAAAGACCUAUCCCAUGGAGGCAGUAUUGACGGUAUUGGACAGCACUUCGACACCAGCUAAUUGGACCUUGGUCAGCGUUGAAGUACAUGCACAAGCCAAGACUGGACAAUCCAAUCAUCAACUGGAUACUUCGAAUCGGCAACGGUUUGAUAUUCAUCGAUUGUGUGCCUUGAGCAUGGCACGGGAAGAAGCCAGAAAUCGCAAAGAAGGCGGCGAGGGCAAAGAACAGCAACCACAGCAACAGCCUCCCGCUCGACCACUACAUGCACUAUUUCAAGUGGCUCAUACUUUUUGUCUAAGUUGGCAGUUGGAAAUUCUAUCCGCACAGGCUCAAGCCUUGCGCAAGGGUGUUUGGGGUUCGUCUUCCUCUUCCAUUGUGGUGACACCAGCACAAUUUUUCCAGAAUCGAUCUCUUCUUGGUAUCGUUUCCAUCAGCUUUUGGUCCAUUGACGAUCGUUAUGGACCUCCUUGUAUGGGGGAUCUUCAUGUCGAAGACGAAGAGGAAGAUUCCAGCACAAACAAGGAAUCAUCUGGUACCAAGCAAUCUUCGUCAGACUCGGUCUCCACCGUAUCUCGAUCCAUAAAUGAGCCUUCGGUGACCAAUCAAUUGACCUUAUCAGUCCGUGCCGAAGCGAAUGUGGGAAUCCGUGUAGCCCUAAGUGGAGCAGAUACGAUUAUGGAAUUUGCCAGUGCCCAGCCGCAUACUCGAGAGGCCAUUCAGCAAUUGCUGAAUGCGACUUCCAAUCCAUUUUGCUUGUCGGCCAGUGAAGCUCUUUUGGCCGCCACCCAUCUUUGUGCCGAACGAAAAUGUCAGGCCAUGGUUAAUGUGCUGCCAGAUUUUUUACCCCAUUGGAUCCAUUUGAGUCUAGACCGUGCUAGCAUUGUGGUGGCUGCCAGUAUUGAAUACGAUGGAAUUGUACAGUCAGAGAAGCGAGGACCAGUUGUUCUGUUCCGACUGACUUGCGACGCCCGAACAGGUUCCUUCAUUCCAACCUUUUCCAGGAGCACUCAGCUGCUGCAGUUCAUGGCGUGCAAUGAUCCUAAGGCGGCAAGCGAGUCGGCAACCCUACGGAUAGCUACGCUUGCCAAUCAUCGACGUGCUUCAAGAGCUGUGGGGGCAUCCAUGGCAACUGGGCGUUCGGUUCGUGAUGUCUUUCAGGGGCUGGUCCGAUCCAUCAAUGUUUUGGGACAACGCACGGGUGUGGGAGGCUCAUGGAAAGACAAGGAUGACAUGUCGUCUUCCUUGCGUCUUCGUGCAGUUCAGACAGCAUGUAAGGAUGUCAAGGUUUCACUGCAGAACUGCUGUGGAAUGGCUGCAAUGUACGGUUUGGCGGCCUUAUCAUUUGGGGUGGCCACGGGUGUCUCGGCCAUACCAGAUAUGGCGGGAGGAUGCCUUGAGCCCAAUCGUGGCAACGGAAAGAAGUUUCUGCUGGCUCCUCCACUGAGCCUUCUGAUUGAUCAACAUAUGAUUGAAACAACGCAGAGGACAUCAGAUGGAGAUAAAACGCAGAAGAUCUACACUGAGCAAGAGCUUUUUGGUACCUGUUGCGCUGUCGACGAUUCUGCUCUUACAGUGUACGGGUUGAAGAUCAAUACGAGACUCGAUACUCCAAGUUCAGUACCAAAUCGCACAUCUUGGGAACUGAAAAGGUUUCAUCAGUCUGGUCCACAGCUGAUACCAAUGGAAGUGGAAGAUGUCCGGCCGAUGAAGCGAGCACGAAUGACGGAAUCUAGCAACGGUGGACUCGUUGCUCACGACAUGACAAAAGAGGUUGAAUAUUUUGCAUCGGUACUCUCUGACACACUCGAGAUGGAGAGAUAG
Cylindrotheca closterium is the source of this 2649-nucleotide messenger RNA. The record is from the annotation of a GenBank genome assembly. Lineage: Eukaryota; Bacillariophyta; Bacillariophyceae; Bacillariales; Bacillariaceae.